UCGCCAGCAUUCAUUACGCACACAGUGCGCUUACUGUAGUCCGUACUGUCCUCUAGCAGUCUGUAUAUAGGUGUAGUACGUAAAUAAACUCCAGUAUCGGGCGAAACUAUUCGGAUAUUUGAAACUGAACAAACGGACACUUGUUUAAUCUGUUAUUACCGCAUUCAGUCGAGUCAAACAUGAUUCUGUUCAGAUCGGCUGUAGCUCCGCUCUUCCUCCGCUGAAAAUCGCUCGUUAAGGGGGAUUUUGUUUAACAGGGACACUUGAAAGACUCGGUGCUUUGAUUUGUCUGUUGAUAACCGUUAUCUGCUUCACGCGCAGUGUUAAUACGGACGAGAGCGCGCAAAGCGGACACUCUUCACAUGCUGAGCCAUGGAGACGCCAACUUCAGCCAAACUUCACACCUGCCUGUCAAUAUUCACAUUUCUGUGCUGGGUCUCGGGUGACCUGGCCCAAAUUCAGCUGCCCCAAAAAAAUGUCGAAGUGAUCGAAGGGAAGAUGGUAGUGCUGCAGGCUUCAUACACGGGUACUGAGAUUCAGAGAAACACUGUCGUCUGGAACUACAUGUCCAGCAAUACAGAAAUGAUCAUCUCAUAUGUUGGUGGACAGUUGAGUCACCGCAGUGCCCAGUUUGCAGGACGGGUCGGUUUUAACAAAGCAAUGCCCAACACCGACCUGUCCCUGUUCAUAAACAACACAAAAGCAUCUGACUCAGGACGGUACAUGUGUCAGGUGAUCAUCCCCGGGGCCUCAGGGCUCACUGGAGAGCUGACCCUCGAUGUGAAGGUCCCUCCCUCUGUUCCGGUGUGUAAAAUUAUUGGGAAACCAGUUCUUAAAGGAAACAUCACACUCAGCUGUAACUCAGAAUCUGGAAAACCAGCCCCCAUAUACAAGUGGACAAGAACCAGCCCCUCCUCAGAAGUCUUCUUUUCACCUGCGCUAAAUGAAACAGCGGGAACUUUGAAACUGAACAAUCUGAGCAGUAAUAUGUCAGGAAAAUACAUGUGCAUUUCAUCCAACUCUGCAGGAGAGGAGUCGUGCUACUACGACCUGAACGUUAUCACUUCAACUAAUGCCGGUGUCAUUGCUGGUGCUACGGUGGGUUGCAUUGUGGGGGUCGUCCUGAUCAUUCUCGUCAUCUUCUUCUUGUGGACGAGAAGAAAAGACACGGAAGAUGAUAUAGCCAACGAAAUCAAGGAAGAUGCUCAAGCUCCUAAACGCGUCUCAUGGGCCAAAAGUGGCACCGGAUCUGACAUCAUCUCUAAAAACGGCACCCUUUCCUCCAUAAACACCAGCCCUCACCCACGGGACACCCACAACCACCAUUAUUACCCCCACUGUCACCCACCGUCUGACACCGCCUCCAUCAUCACAGCCACGGGCAGCACAGCCGGGUACCGCUCUCAGCCACCAGCAGAUUCCACGCUGGAACGUACGUUGCCGGGUUACAACACCAACCCUUCCCUUCCCCGAGGACCCUUGGGACCCCACAGCACCAACGGAGGCUCCAUGCACCCCUCAGUCCCCCAGACAGCCUCUGCACAGCCGCAGAUUCCACGUCCGCCCAUAAUCCCCACCACCGUAACUGCUGCCAACAUCUCCCGCAUGGGAGGGGUGCCCAUUAUGGUGCCAGCUCAAAACCAGGCUGGCUCACUGGUGUAGGAUCAAACUAUUCUGCUGCACCUCUGAAGGUAAAACGUUCAAGUGGGGCUAAUACCUGCGACCUCACAAACUGAAGCACAUUGGAAAGGACAAAUUGUAACUGAUACUGUAAAUUCAUUGCCUCAUUUUAUGGAAACGGUGUAAUGCAGUGUGAUGUAAUUUUUUACAUUUUUAUUUUUUAAUAAAAUAAAUGUAAUUAGGUAUAUGUAAAGAGCUUGAGUAAUACUGCACAUUUUCUUAUUUUAUACAAUCAUUGUUUACUGCUUUUUUAAGUGUUCCAUAAAAGUUUUAACGUUUCUUUACUCGGUUUAUGAAAAGUUGAACUCGUGAUGAAAAGAGAAUGGAAACUAUUAAGAUUAUUUACGUUUUCCAUGUAAAGAAUCAUCCAUUUAUUUUAUUUUAUUUAGGAUAUUUUUGCAAACUAAAGAUGCUAACUUGCCUUGAUGAAAACAAAUGAAAAUUCCAUAUUAUAAUAUAGAAUAAUCACAAGAGCACAGAGAAUGUCAACAGCCUCCACUUAUAUAGAGUGAUAUAUAUUAAGAUGCUAUACAUUUGCCUUCUAAUGUUUUCUUUGGCCAAAAAAUAUAUCUAGUUAGAAACAAAUCUGUGUUCUUAGCUCUUAUGAAUAUAUGGUAGCUCUCUUUUUAGAAGUGUAGAAUUUGGCAGUAGCUUAUUUAUAUAUGUAUAACAUUUUGUACCCUAUGAUGUGGUUUACAACUAUCAUAGGGCUGAUAAUGUAAAAAAUAUAAUUAUGACUAUUUAUGAACAUUCCUCUACUAUAAAUGUAAUGUAAUGUAUUUUUUGUAAGUCAGUGGUUAUCAUUUCAUGACAGCAGAUAAAGACAAGAUUUUUCUGUUAAUAGGGUAUAAUGGAUACAAACUAAAGAUUUACUGUUGAAGGGUUCACACUGGUAACUUGCUGUCAUUACACGUACUGUUUAAAGCUGUCUAAAACAAACAAUAUUAUUUGUUAACAAGUGAUCCCACACGUGAGAUUAUGAGGCUGUAGAUGGAAGUUCUAAGGAUAAAAGGACCAUUUUACAAGAAAAUAAGUACACAAAUAAAUAAAGUAUUCUGUAAACAAAAGGACAUUUGAGCAUGACCUCCGAUCAGACCAAUAUCAUGAAUCAGUCUACUUGUGUUUAUAAUUGCUUUGUGAGCAAAUGCUGAAUGGAUUUCCAUUACAGGGCACUGAAUUUUACAACACAACUGUUUUAAAUGCAUUAAAUAUGUUCUAAUACAUUGCCUGUAUGCUAACAAACUUAGUAUACUGGCUGUAUUCAUGUCAGUCAUGGUUUAGACACUGGACAACCUCAAACCGCUCAGUAAAUAAGACAUUCAUGGUCUGUGGAUGUUUUGUAUUCAUAUUUUUUAUUAAAAGGAACUGUAAAAAGCAUUCUGGUAAUAAUGUAUCGUCACUGUUAUAUGAUCAGUAGGGCAGCGUUUGUGGCGUUGAGAAUCUGAGAUUUUUGGUAGAUAUUUCCUACCAAUUUUUGUAAAAGAAGAACUUUGGUUCAAGGGUUCACCAUCUAUUCUUAAUAGAUACGUCCUUAGGGAGAAGCACGCUUAUUUACCCUAAUAUUGUGUCACGAAAAUGGCUUAUUUGGAGAAGUAAAUGUGUUGUAACAUUCAUUAACACAACAGCAGACGGUUGGUAUCAGUCGCCUACAUCGCAGAUCUACGCUGACGUCACUAUAUUUUUAAAUAUGUGAAAAAAUUGAAAUGACCAUUACUGGAUUGCAGAUUAGUGCAGUUUAGUAUUUCUUGAAGGACAGACGAGCAGCAGUGACUUGCUUGUAUGCAGUGACUGACCUCUAGUGGAAUAUAGAGGUAUUACAUACAUUGAGGAGGAAAAGAUAAACGGACUUUGACAGGGUUUGACAUUUAUUGGAUCUAUAACUCAGCAAUACUUAACAUUCCUCCAUGUCCCUUAGUAAAUAAGAAAUAUAUACAUUAAAAGAUGUAAGCACAAGGCAUGAAUGACAAUUAAUGUUGUCAAAAAAAAGGUUCUAUAAAAACAAAUAGUACAUUGUCAAAUAAAUGUAGAACUGUAUAUAACAUACACAGGAUGAAAAAAAAUGGGUUAUUCAAAAUGAGAUAAGUCACAAGGGUUUUCCCAACUUGGCAUUAAUGUAGAACACGAAACAUGCUGUAUUUUCAAACAACUUGGCUGAAAUGAAGCCACAAUACUAAAACAGCAAAAAGCAGAAAGUCAGGAUGGAGUAUUUUUCAAAUGUGCUCUUAAAUCAAUGCAUCUACGCAUUGCUGAGAUGAAAUAAUGCCCUUCUCAUC
Triplophysa rosa is the source of this 3953-nucleotide messenger RNA. RefSeq names its product endothelial cell adhesion molecule a (gene esama). The coding region runs from base 373 to 1662 and encodes 429 amino acids. The record is from RefSeq and is a predicted model, not a curated record. Gene Ontology annotation, biological process: homophilic cell-cell adhesion. The transcript has 7 exons. Gene Ontology annotation, molecular function: cell-cell adhesion mediator activity. Gene Ontology annotation, cellular component: adherens junction; plasma membrane. NCBI's taxonomy places the organism in Eukaryota, Metazoa, Chordata, Actinopteri, Cypriniformes, Nemacheilidae.